UUCUCGAAGGCGCACGUACAAGCAUCGUGGUGACACUCUGAGCACAGGCCCUCUAAGACAAGCGUGCGGGCCGCGGCACCGAGCGCAGAGGGUUAGCAAGGGCUGUAUGCAACGCUGGGGUUCAAGGUUCUGAAGGGACUCGUGAGUCAGGGUGUGACCAUGCUCGUGAAGCAGUGAAUCGAGCGCGCUGUGGAACGCCAGGAAGUAGUAGAUGGGAAGGACGCGCACGAGCGCACAUCACUGAAUUUUUUGAGCGACAUCGAGGCACAUAUCUUGCUCAUGUGCUUGUCUCAGACACUGUAUGGUCUGAGAACAAAUACACCUCGCACAAACACUCACAGUGCCCAUUGGGUGCUGCGGCUUCCCGUCAUCGUCAGUGAUAAAUCCCCCAACUGGAUGUCGACCUACCGCAGCAUUGCUAUCGCAUGCUCAGGUGGUCUUCUCAGCCUGCUAACAAACUUACAUGUGACAUUCAUCGUCUCUUCACAUGCUUCAUUACUUGCUCAUUACCGCAGCAACAUCGGGCUAGGUGGAUGCUGCGGUCGUUCGAGACCCGGUUCGGAAAUGAAUUGCGGAUAGGUUGGAAUACAUAAAGCCGCCGCGAGCGAGAAUGCAUCCCCAAUGGACUCCUUCCGUCACUCCUUUGACAGAUGAGGAGGCAACCCAGCCUGCUUGCAUGCGGCUUAGCCACUGUCAUGUGUCCAACGACUACUUUGUCGUGAGGGUGGCGUACCGCAUUGCUCGCAGUUCUUCUUUGGCAGCUGGGGCAGCCCCGCUUGGACGAGGUCAAGGGAGAAGCCCCGCCGCCCGCUGCAUCUGUUGCGUACCCGCACUGUAGUACUGAGGUCCUGGACGGUCGUUAUCGCGAAGAUUGCGAAGCUCUAAGCGUACAACGCUACGACUUCAGGCCUUCAGGACCCAUCUACCACAAUCGUGGGCGAGGAGCUGAUUUGGUCGAUGAAUCAACUGACUCCGUGGCACUUGAAAAUCAAUUACCCCAAACGCUGCGUUCACCUUGCAACGCAGCGACGCCACUCUCAAGCCCGACAGGGCCGGUGGCGAUAUAACGUACUCGUAGACUGCAUGAAUAUGAUGUCGU
Molecule: messenger RNA, 1099 nt
Organism: Dichomitus squalens LYAD-421 SS1
Lineage: Eukaryota; Fungi; Basidiomycota; Agaricomycetes; Polyporales; Polyporaceae
Exons: 5
Coding region: 280-579 (99 amino acids)
Source: RefSeq, a predicted model, not a curated record